Molecule: messenger RNA, 1555 nt
Organism: Ipomoea nil (Japanese morning glory)
Lineage: Eukaryota; Viridiplantae; Streptophyta; Magnoliopsida; Solanales; Convolvulaceae
Product: amino acid transporter ANTL2-like
Exons: 2
Coding region: 50-1339 (429 amino acids)
Biological process (GO): amino acid transmembrane transport
Cellular component (GO): vacuolar membrane
Molecular function (GO): amino acid transmembrane transporter activity
Source: RefSeq, a predicted model, not a curated record
AUUUUUCAAUUCUCCUUUCUGGUUCUUGAUCUAAGAUUCUGAGGCUACCAUGGGGUUUGAGAAAGACGAAGCAAGCUCAUCGUCCCAUGUUCUUCACAUACCCAGAGAAGAAACCCCACUCUUAUGCAAGAAUCCGCAGCAACACCUCUCUUCCCAAACGAAGACCUUCGCCAAUGUGUUCAUAGCCAUAGUUGGGGCGGGUGUUCUUGGCCUCCCUUACACUUUCAGGAGAACAGGGUGGGCCAUGGGAGUCAUCCUCCUCUUCUCCGUCGCCUUCUUGACCUACUACUGCAUGAUGCUCUUAGUCAAUUCAAGAAGGAAGCUCGAAUCUCACCCCAAGAAGGCCUUCAAGAUCUCAUCUUUUGGAGAUCUGGGGUUUGCUGUGUGUGGGCCUGUUGGAAGGGCUGCAGUUGAUGCUAUGAUUGUUCUCUCCCAAGCUGGGUUCUGUGUAAGUUACAUGAUUUUCAUAGCCAGCACUUUAGCAAACAUAUUUAACCAUGAAACUGUCACCAACCCAGACCCUAAAAUCAUUGGGAUUUCCCCAAUAGUUGUGUAUGUAUGGAGCUGUUUCCCUUUCCAGCUUGGGUUGAACUCAAUCCAGACACUUACCCAUUUAGCCCCAUUGAGUAUCUUUGCUGAUGUGGUGGAUUUGGGGGCCAUGGGUACUGUGAUGGUUGAGGAUGUAAUGGUGUACCUGCAGAACAGGCCAGUUCUGCAGGCCUUUGGGGGGUUCACUGUGUUCUUCUAUGGCCUUGGAGUGGCUGUGUAUGCCUUUGAAGGGAUAGGAAUGGUGUUGCCAUUGGAAUCAGAGAUGAGGGACAAGGCUAAAUUUGGGAGAGUCUUGGGAUUCUCAAUGGCCCUCAUUUCUGUCAUGUAUGGAGCUUUUGGAAUCUUGGGUUACAUGGCAUUCGGGGACGAAACAAACGAUAUAAUCACCUCGAAUAUGGGGCGGGGAAUCGUGAGUAGCAUAGUCCAAAUCGGACUAUGCAUCAACCUGUUCUUCACAUUCCCGCUAAUGAUGAACCCAGUGUACGAAGUCCUCGAGAGGCGAGUGACCCAUGGGCAGACAUGUUUGUUGCUGAGAUGGGGAAUGGUGUUUGGGGUGAGUUUGAUGGCUCUGCUAAUCCCAAACUUUGCGGAUUUCUUGUCACUGGUGGGGAGCAGUGUGUGCAUUGUUUUAGGGUUUGUGUUGCCUGCUUUGUUUCACUUGAUUGUGUUCAAGCAGGAAUUGGGGACUGUUGGAUUGGUGUGUGAUGGAGCACUCACUGUGUUUGGCAUCAUUUUUGCUGUUUAUGGGACUUGGUCUUCUCUGCUUGAGAUCUUUGCAACUAAGGCUUAAGCUAUUGUAAUUAUGUGAGUUGAUGAUUAUCAGUUUUUGUUUUACAUAUAGCUGUGUAAAAAGUGUGCAUCUUGCUCUAUACAGUUGUGAAAAUUGUAUCAUAUGUUUGCAGACUUUGAAUCUUGUAGUGUGGUUACUUUUUGUUUUGUACCAUUUUUACCUUACACCCUGUUUCAUUCCAAGAAAUAUAAUAAGAAUUCUAUUUAUUACUUAUUA